This is a messenger RNA of Chlamydomonas reinhardtii, 1324 nucleotides long. RefSeq lists its product as uncharacterized. NCBI's taxonomy places the organism in Eukaryota, Viridiplantae, Chlorophyta, Chlorophyceae, Chlamydomonadales, Chlamydomonadaceae. The record is from RefSeq and is a predicted model, not a curated record. The transcript is spliced from 8 exons. Gene Ontology annotation, molecular function: nucleic acid binding. The coding region runs from base 133 to 783 and encodes 216 amino acids.
GCAUACAUUCAAAACGGCUAGUGUGAUACGAUCUCAACAGUGGAAUACGUAAAGCGCUGCAGCAGAUCGUUCAUUAAUACAGAGACAUUGACAGGUCUAUCAUUCGCGGCGAGCACUAGCAAUCAUCUUACCAUGGAGGCUGAGGAUGCUCUAAUUCAGGAGGUUCCUGCCGAGGAAGCUGUCGCGGAGACCGCACCGACGAACGGCAACACACCUAUUGAGCCGGACCUGGCGUCAGGCAACUUCAUCAAGGUGUCUGCCAAGGGCAACGUAAAGGCGGUCGCCGGCAAGAUUGCGCAUAGUGCACGAGAGGGGGAGGUGCCUGCGGCCCUUUGCAUUGGGCCGGAGUGCAUCAACGUGGCCAUCAAGGCCAUUGCCAUCGCCCGCACCUAUCUGCAACAAGACACCAUUGACUUAAGCUUCCAGCCAGCCUUCCGUGACGCGGACCGGUCGAAGAAGAGCCUUGCACUUUACAUCGCCAAGGGCAAGGCGCGUGCACCCAUCUCGACAGUGGACGACGUGGAGAUGCCCAUCGGCUCUCAGAGCAAGCCCCAGGUGGUGGCUGGCGCGCUGGCGGCACGCAUUCGCGAGGAGAAGUCGGUGUGUCUCACCGCUAUCGGCAUUGACGCCGUGUCCAACGCCGUGCUCGCCAUCGGCAACGCGCGCCUCUACCUGGAGCAGGACCGCAAGGACAUCCGCGCACUGCCGUCGUUCGUGCAGGUGCACAAGAAUGGCCGUGACCUCAACGCGGUGCGCUUUGCGCUGGUUGUGGAGAACAUCUAAGCGGGCUUCAUGUCUACCGAUCCAGACAGCGGGCUUCGUGUCUGAAAGAGGAUUGGCUUAGGCGGGGUGCUGAGGGCGAGCGAGGCGGACACGGAUGCGGAUUUGGGUCGCGCUGCACAACUCUGAUGCAAGCGCGGGCACCAGCUAUCCCAUCGAUUUGCGAUAUAGGGACGCCGUGUCGGCACAAGGCACGGGGAGCGCACCUGUGGAGGCACCGAGUCAGGGGUUGCUGAACAGGGAUACGUGCGUGUACUGUUGAUUGGCCCGGCCAAUAGGCGAUAGCACUCGUCAAUACGUGGUACUCGUUUAGCUCCCCCGCCAAAGCCUGUGGCGCAGAAACUAGAGCACCCUCCCCCCACGACAGGCCUGAGGUGUCGUGUGAGAGGUGGGACAGCGGUGCAGGUGGGAGAGAGGUGGGACAGUGGUGCAGUGGCUGGUAGGGCGAGUUGCUACGCAGGAUGCGGGAGUUGAGCGCUGCGGCAGUCAUUCCCUGCGAACGGACGACGCUCCGAGUGUGGAGUGUGUGUAAUCCUGAAGUGUG